UUAUUCGUACGCGAUAGAAGGCGCGGCUCUUGGAUUGAGCUGUAGCAAUUGUCGCUCAGCGCGGUUGGCGGAGGAGGCAUCUUAGCAGCAGCAUUCCCUCGGCUGGAGUUGACUUUUGAGUCAACUCCAAAGUCCGCUCGGCGCGGUCGCCGCACGAGACAGCUCAGCAGCAGCAUUCACCCACUCGUCGCGCGGUCGACACGAUUUUUUAGUCCGCUCUGCUUGGUCUCGCAUUUACUCCUCUCGAGCUGAUUUCUGAGUCGAGUCCAAAGUCCGCUCGGCGCGAUUGCCGCACGAGACGGCUUUGAGCGCGAUACAAGUGAGCCCAGGAGCGGGUGCGAGUGACGUGCAGCAUUUACUCGCAUAGACUUGGGAGAUUCGAGACUCGCUUAUAUCGAAUCGAGUCAGUGUUGUGCGUGCAAUGGCGUCGACUGAGACUAUAACGGGUACAAUGCCGACUAGCGAAGCGGAAAGUGAAGGCUACGGCGUGUUGCUGUACUAUCAGUACGUGGAUGUUCCCGAUGACAUGGCAGCAGCGGAUUGGAUGCGACGCAUUUGCGAGGAGCAGGGCCUGCUGGGACGCGUCCGCGUAUCCAAGCAGGGCUUUAACGUCACGGUAGCAGGGAGUACAACCGCCCUUCAUAAGCACAUUUCCUCGCUCUCCCAUCACCCUUCUGGGUGGUUCGCCCAAACCGACUUCAAGCUGGAGCCCUGCGAUUGGCCGCCUGAGCCACGUAUAGCGCGCGAGUGCAAGGUCGACAGUUUGUCAGUGCGAGUGGUCAAGGAGCUGGUAACCCUAUGCCCGGUGGACCUAUCUCUCACAGGCGACCACUUGUCGCCAGCAGAGUUCCACCGGUGUAUGGUGGAAGGGCGGAGGGGGGAGAACCAGGGCGAGGACCGGAGCGGGAGCACGGAACAAGGGGAGAGGGCUGAGGAAAAUAUCGGGGAGAAGGCUGGGGGGGAGAGUCAGGGGGGGCCUGUGCCACGUGGCAUGGUGGUAUUGGACACCAGGAACGUGUACGAGACGCGCAUCGGGCGAUUUGUGCCCCCUGAAGGAGUGGCUUUCAUCGAUCCCUGCAUCCGCCAGUUCAGUGACUUGCCUCCAUGGGUGGACAGACACGAGGAGGAGCUCAAAAAUAAAACCGUGCUUAUGUACUGCACCGGAGGGGUGCGCUGUGAGUCAGCAACAGCCUACCUUCGGUCUAAAGGGCCCGGAUUUCAAGACGUGGUGCAGCUGUCAGGUGGGAUCGUGCGCUAUCUAGAGGCCUUUCCAGAUGGGGGUUUUUUCCGAGGAAAGAACUUCGUGUUUGACCAUCGCCUGGCAGUGCCACCAGCAGCACCACAGCAGGCAACAAUAGGCGCUUGCUGUCUGUGUGAGAAGCCCUUUGACGACUACAGCGGCAGGAAGCGCUGCGUUGCAUGCCGCAUGCUGUUGCUCGUGUGCCCCUCUUGCUCUGAGCCUCAGGUAUGGGCGAAGGAGAGGGCGAGGGAGUGGGCGAGGGAGGGAGAGAGGGAGGGAGAAGGCGAGGGAGUGGGAGAGGGAGAGGGAGAGGGGGAGAGGGGAGAGGGGAGAGAGAGGGAGAGGGAGAGGGAGAGGGAGGGAGAGGGGAGGGAGAGGGAGAGGGAGAGGGAGAGGGAGAGGGAGAGGGGGAGAGAGGGAGAGGGGGAGGGAGGGAGAGGGGAGGGGGAGGGAGAGGGGAGGGGAGAGAGAGGGGGAGGGAGAGGGAGAGGGAGAGGGAGAGGGAGAGGGAGAGGGGGAGGGAGAGCGAGAGGGAGAGGGAGAGGGAGAGGGAGAGGGAGAGGGGGAGGGAGGGAGGGGGAGGGAGAGGGAGAGUUAGAAGGUGAGGGAGAGGGAGAGGGGGAGGGAGAGGGAGAGGGAUGGAGAGGGGGAGGGAGAUGGAGAGGGAGAGGGAGAGAGGGAGAGGGGAGGGAGGGAGAGGGGGAGAGAGAGGGAGAGGGAGAGGGAGGGGGAGGGGGAGGGGGAGGGAGAGGGAAAGGGGGAGGGGGAGGGAGAGGGGGAGGGAGAGGGAGAGGGAGAGGGGGAGAGGGAGGGGGAGGGGAGGGAGAGGGGGAGGGAGAGGGGAGGGGAGGGGAGGGGGAGGGGGAGGGAGAGGGGGAGGGGAGGGGGGAGGGAGAGGGGGAGGGGGGGGGGAGGGAGAGGGGGAGGGGGAGGGAGAGGGAGAGGGGGAGGGGAGGGGGGAGGGGAGGGGAGGGGGAGGGGGAGGGGAGGAGGGGGGGGGGGGAGGGAGAGGGGCAGGGGGAGGGAGGGGCAGAGGGAGUGGGGCCGCAGAUCAUAUGUGAAAUCUGCCAGAAGGGGAGCUGCAAGGCGGAAGGGGGGGGAAUGGGGGCAAAAGAAGGGACGCUAAAGCAGCAGAGCCAGAAGCCAAAAGAGCAUCAGCAGGAGAAUCCGCAGAGUCAGCGGCUUCAGCAGUUGCCGCAGCAGCUCUCCCCUUCUCCAGUAACCCUGGCAGGAUGGGCGGAGUCUGAAGAUCUUUCCAUCGGACAUAGUAGCAGGCGGUGCAGCAGCAGUACAAGCAAGGACGAGUGCAGCAGCAAGAGUAGCACCAGCAAGAGUAGCAGCAGCAGCAGCAGCAGCAGCAGCAGCACCACCACCACCACUGCCAGCUGUUGCAGCAAAAGCAUCAGUGAAAAUGUUGCCUCGACCACUGCCACCAGCAAUUCUGCCCCUGCCCAUGCAUCUGUCACCGUAGCUGCUACCAGCAGCACCAGCAGCAGAGAGAGUCCAAGAGCAAGAGCUCGCAUUCUUUGUCUGCAUGGAUUCAGACAAAAUGCCUCGUCCUUUUCUGGGCGGACGCGCGCGCUGCAGCGGAAGCUCAAGUCGGUGGCGGAAUUCGUCUUUAUUGACGCCCCGCAUGCACUCGCACACGUCGUCACAUCCUCAGGUGCCUCUUCAGGUGCCUCUUCAGGUGGCUCCUCAGGUGGCUCCUCAGGUGCUCAAGCAACAGAUGCUCAAGCAGGUCAGGGUAGUCUGCACAGCACCAAGGCAGCAGCAAGUGGUAGCCUUCCCCGACCCAACUGGACCGUGCCAGCUGGCAGUGCCGAAGUGGUGCCAGCUGUCACAAGCACGCGAGCUGUUGCUGCGGCAGCGCCAGCUCACGCAGCAGUGCCACCUGUGCUACUAGCUGGCGGAUUCCCUGCUGACCAGCUGGACGGGCAGGUGUACGGCUGGGCGGCGAGUUUGUCCUAUCUGAGGGAGGUGGUAUCCAAACUGGGCCCUUUUGAUGGGGUUUUGGGGUUCUCCCAAGGUGCUGCUGUGGCUGCUGCUGUUGCUGCUCUGGCUAGUCAAGAAAGGAAGGAAACACAGGGUUUGUCGCAUUGCAAGGAGGGGGAGGGAUUGGGAGGGACAAGGAAGCAGAGUGAGGAGAGCAAGGAGUGUGAGGAACAGAAGGGAAGGGAAGAGGGUGUGGAGAGAGGGGGAGCAGUGGGGGAAUGGAAGGGAUGGGGCAUACGGUUUGCGAUUCUAUGCUCCGGUUAUGUAGCCGCAAGUGAGGCGCAUUCGUUUAUGCAUGACUUGACGGGUGAGGCUGUGGUAACGCUGCCAUCGUUACACGUCUUCGGAGCAAGCGCAGACCACAGCAAUGCCAUGCUUGAUGGCCCAAGCAUGCCAAGU
Molecule: messenger RNA, 3631 nt
Organism: Closterium sp. NIES-67
Lineage: Eukaryota; Viridiplantae; Streptophyta; Zygnematophyceae; Desmidiales; Closteriaceae
Source: the annotation of a GenBank genome assembly